Molecule: messenger RNA, 1581 nt
Organism: Symsagittifera roscoffensis
Lineage: Eukaryota; Metazoa; Xenacoelomorpha; Acoela; Convolutidae
Product: glycine receptor subunit alpha-3-like
Exons: 6
Coding region: 67-1449 (460 amino acids)
Biological process (GO): signal transduction; nervous system process; monoatomic ion transmembrane transport
Cellular component (GO): neuron projection; synapse; plasma membrane
Molecular function (GO): transmembrane signaling receptor activity; excitatory extracellular ligand-gated monoatomic ion channel activity; transmitter-gated monoatomic ion channel activity involved in regulation of postsynaptic membrane potential
Source: RefSeq, a predicted model, not a curated record
UAUUUUGGUCCUUCUCCCUGUUUUUCUAAUCCAUUUUUUCCAAUUUGCGUCAACUAACCGGAAACAAUGUUUGCAAAUUUGACUAAUUUUUGUUUCAUUUUUAUUCUUAGUUACUCUUAUUUACUUGCUGAUAAAAACGAGUCUCUUUCUUCAAUGAAAAACAAUCCGAAAAGAAGAAGUGUCUCAUUAAAUCCGGAUAGUUUCACCACCCACUCUCCGAAAUACAAGGCUGAUUACAACAAAUACAUGCAGCCGGAGAAGCCUAAAUUGACGUUUGGAUUCCACAUUGAGAAAAUGCGAACAGUUUCUGAGAUUGAGAAAAUAUUCUCUUUUGAUGCAAUAGUAACGGCGAAAUGGAAUGAUCCUUGCUUGCGAGAUUAUCUUUCCAUCAGUCAGGAAAGUUGGACGUAUUCAUCUGAGUUAGAAUUCAAAGCUGAUUUUUUGGAAAAUAUCUGGCAGCCGGACCUCGUUUUUGACCCAUUAGUCUCAGUUGAAGAAUCAAAAGCCAGCAGUAAGGUGUUCCUGGGAAGGAAUGGAGAAGUUCAUGUGUCUAAAUUUGGACGAUACACUUUCUCGUGCGAAAUGGAUUUGCUGUUUUUCCCAUUUGAUCAGCACAAAUGCGCCAUUUUGAUUGGUGUCUACAAAAUUGAUGUCGACAUAGACGCAAUGAUCAAAAAUAUUGAGCAACAGUUCUCUAUGAAGCCAGAUCAAAUCAUUGGUAACUUACGGUUUAACGAUCUCGAUUACGCGAGAGAUUUCAGAAGUCAUUCCGCUGGAAAUGAGAAUCUUACAUACUAUAUGGAACAUGCUCUAGUUUUGCGGAUGAUUCGAAACCCAUUGUUCUAUGUUCUCACCCUUUUCGUACCAAACAUGGUCUUAACCGUACUGAGCUGGGCUGUGCUGUGGAUAGAUCCUUCUGAUUUACCCGAGAGGGCCAAUAUCUGCAUCGCUCUCAUCAUGGCGCAAAUCAUCCUCAUCACUAGCGAGGAUCAGAGCUUUCCCCAGUCGACUGAGUUCAAGAUAAUCGAUGGUUAUCUGAUUAUGAAUUUUUUAUUGAACGUGGCUUCUUUGGUCGAAACUCUGGUAGCUUCUUUUGCGAUGAAGAGAAUCAUUAGAAAAAAAAAUCAGGACUCAAUUCAGCUGAAAACAUUUGGACACAAUGAACUGAACGCAGCAUCUGGAGCUAAGCCGGAAGAAGAAACAUCUGCUGACUUUUUUGGGAGCAGCAAUGGCGAGUUCCCCUCCAACCCGCAAAUUUCAAAAGACAUCACAAAAGCUGUUGUGGAACAAAAGUCAGAUCUUAUAUCAAUUAUGGAUGGCCCCGAUAGAAUCAGCAGAAUAGCGUUUCCGAUUUCUUUCGUCGCGUGGAAUUGUUUGUUCUUUACUCUAUCCAAGUACUUCGCAGAUAAAACCUUCAAUGAAAGUGACCCACAGCCAAACAUUUCAUAAAACUAAAACUUUUCUAGAAAGUGUAAGUGAAGAUGGUAGAAGUCACAAAACCAAGCAAAGAUUAAAAGAGUAUUGAAGCUAAGCGCAUGAUUAAAAAAGUAUUAUUGAUUGAUACGAAAAUAUUUUUGAUUA